AGAUCACGGCGAGGACCCAGCAGCAGCGGCGGAGGCGGCGGCGAUGGGAAGCCCCCUGGGCGGCUGGCCGAGCCACAACCCGCAGAACUUCAGCCAGCUCAUCCCGGCCGACCCCUCCGCCCAACCCUCGAGCGUCACACCGACCACUUACGUCGCAGCACAUAGGACGGAUCCACCUCCUAAUCAAGUAAUCACAACAGACCCCAGGAACAUCCUGCUGAGGCAUUUCUACCAAAAGUCCGAGAACAAGCUGAGGCCGAAGAGGGCGGCGGUGGACAAUCUCGCCCCGCAGAACGGCAAGCAGCCCAGGGGCCCCGGUGGUGGAAGCCAGUCAAGUACUAGAAGCUAAAUAGGAGAGACCUGGUGUUCUCCUCUCCCCUGCUACAUCCCAUUGGUCUGUGCUGCUGCUGCUGCUGUGUAUCAUGCUGGUUCAGUGUUCCUGAUAUGGUGCUGUUCCAGCAUGCUAUAUGAUGCGCCUGAUUUAAGGAGGAGCUUUGCGUGCGUGCAUGUAGAUACACACCUCGGUGCGGUGGCUUUUAGGCUUAAAAGCACCACUGCAGUCUUCCCUGUGGAUAAUGUGCCCACACUAGCCUUCAACUUGUUGUACCUUUGGGUUUGGAUAAUUGUGCUGUUUUAGCGAAUAAUUGGUUUGAUUAACCAUCGGCUUUUGACAGGCCGGCGG
This is a messenger RNA of Lolium rigidum, 682 nucleotides long. Its product is annotated as DET1- and DDB1-associated protein 1. The record is from RefSeq and is a predicted model, not a curated record. Gene Ontology annotation, cellular component: Cul4-RING E3 ubiquitin ligase complex. NCBI's taxonomy places the organism in Eukaryota, Viridiplantae, Streptophyta, Magnoliopsida, Poales, Poaceae. Gene Ontology annotation, biological process: positive regulation of proteasomal ubiquitin-dependent protein catabolic process. Bases 44 to 349 code for a protein of 101 amino acids. The transcript is spliced from 4 exons.